GCGCGGGGUGCGAGCUGCGGCAACCAACGCCACCUCACUCACUCACUCGCUCGCGUGACUCUGCAACCGGGCGUCACGCACGUUAUCCGGUUAAUUUACAUACAAAACGCCGCCCAGGGGGACGAACAUGAUAAUCCACCAUCGACUGAAAGCUAUCCGCGCAGGAGGGGAGAGGAAAAAAAAAAAACAGCCGAAAAAAAAGUUUGAACGUGAGCGGGCUGUUUUAUAAAAAAAAAAAAAGAAGCAGGAGAAGUGUUUCCACACUCGAAACCAGCCUCGUCGGGCUCUUCGCCCUCACUUUUUGGAUCGCGAUAUGGACGCUUUGAAAUCCGCCGGAAGGGCAAUUAUACGGAGCCCGAGUAUCGCCAAACAGUCGUGGACCGCGAGCAGACAUAAAAAGCUUCCGGAGAACUGGACGGACACCAGGGAGACCCUCCUGGAGGGCAUGGUGUUCCAGCUCAAGUACCUGGGGGUCACGAUGGUUGAGCAGCCCAAGGGAGAGGAGCUGUCUGCGGCCGCCGUCAAGAGGAUCGUGGCCACGGCCAAAGCCAGCGGAAAGAAGCUCCAGAAAGUCACAUUAACGGUCUCCCCCCGAGGAAUCAUCCUUUACGACAGUGCCUCCAACCAGCUGAUGGAAAACAUCUCCAUCUACAGAAUAUCCUAUUGCACAGCGGACAAGAUGCACGACAAAGUGUUUGCCUACAUCGUCCAGAGCCAGCACAACGAGACCCUGGAGUGUCACGCCUUCCUCUGCACCAAGAGGAAAAUGGCCCAGGCGGUCACCCUGACAGUGGCGCAGGCGUUCAGAGUGGCGUUUGAAUUCUGGCAGGCCGCCAAGGAAGAGAAAGAGAAGCGAGCGAAGUCUGGUUCAGACGGAGAAGGAGCCAGCAGCUCUCAGUCGGACAGCUCGGCCAGCCUGGGCAGCCUGAAAGCAGGAGAAGUAGCCACGGGAAGGCUUCUGGAUUUGGCUGAGGGAGCCAACGCGGCGCUGGUCCACUCGGCAACGAAGCAGACGGAGUCGGACCUCUUUAUGGUGCAUAAUCACGCAACCGAGAACAACAAUACUGUAUGGGAGCUGGAGGACGGUCUGGACGAGGCUUUCUCAAGCCGCAGUCUGGAUAGCUUUGAAUCCUACUCAGACUCGCUGAGUCUCGCACUAACCCCCAGGUCCUGGACAUUGGGGUAAACCCUCAGGACUUCAACAGUGAAGAGUGCCUGUCCCCAGGCAGAUGGGACCCAGAGGACACAGACUUCACCACGCAUAAGGACGCGUUCUGAAGGAGCCUAAGGGAAGGGGACACAUGCGUGGGGCAACUGGUGGACAAACAGACAUUGUUUGGGACAUCGGUCUGAGGCCUCCCAGCUUCCCCCCUUGCCGGCGUGCGUCUCGGCGGUCCGGUCCGGUCCGGUCCGGUGGCUUCCUGGUGCUUCUGCAUCUUGUGGACCAGAGAAGGGCAAAAAGAGCAGGCUGCUUACAGAACAGGCCAAAGCAAUACAAAAAACAAUAUAUCCCUUUUCUAUGAAAAACAAAACAUGCAGUCAUUUAAUGUUUGUUACGGUCAGUGUGUUACUUCCAUUUUGUGUCAAGCAUUUAUUGUUAGGAAUGUGUUUGUGGAAUGUGCUUGUGUACAUGGCAUUGCAUAGAAUGUGUGUACAUUAAAUGUACACAGUGAGCGGAGAGACGUAUGAUGCGUUGAGGUUGUAUCGGGUCAUAAAGGGUGCCGUCUCAUAUUUUAUUUACCUAGAGUUAUAACUAAUUAGAUUAAUAAUAAUAAUUAGAGGGAAAGGCCACCAAGGCUCCAAUUCCAGUAUCGGAUGAGACGGUUACCACCAACUUACUUUAAGGAGUCAGCCUUUGUUUUGGGGGGAAAAAAAGCUUUAGAAAAAAUAAAGAGAUGGUGUCAAAGAUUGUUUGUGUGGGGAAAAAGAAAAUGGAUAUGAACAAUAUGACAACUUUUUAAAGACCAUAUUUAAACCCAUUACCCAGGCCUAUAUAUACGGUGCCUCCAUUCACUCUUUUCAUGUCCUCUUGAUUUUAACUUUGACUCACAGUGGAUCCAUUUUGUUUUUCCCCAGAAAUUGUUGGAGACGACAAAACCUCAACUAGUCCUAAUUCAAAACAUGGCUGAGAGAGGGGAUGCCACUCUGAGUGGUUUUGUUUUACACGGUUUAGUCUUUCUUUUGACCACGUCAGAAAAUGCAUUCAUCACCUGUGACUCACAGUUAAAAAAAAAAAACAUGAAGUCCAAGGGUUGAAAGGUGCUCUAUUGCCACUCUACCACUGUAUGUUAAAUUAUGUCGUUGCAUUGACUUUUAUUUUUAAUUUUUAUCAGAAAGUGUUCCCAGUGUUAUUUUUUUGGCUAUUUGUUUAUGUAUGAAUGUUAUUCAUUCAUUUACAUACCAUUCAAUAAAAGUAAUACUGUUCA
This is a messenger RNA of Pungitius pungitius (ninespine stickleback), 2426 nucleotides long. RefSeq names its product low density lipoprotein receptor adaptor protein 1b (gene ldlrap1b). The transcript has 10 exons. NCBI's taxonomy places the organism in Eukaryota, Metazoa, Chordata, Actinopteri, Perciformes, Gasterosteidae. The record is from RefSeq and is a predicted model, not a curated record. Bases 314 to 1186 code for a protein of 290 amino acids.